Messenger RNA from Fomitopsis serialis, 1431 nucleotides. RefSeq lists its product as uncharacterized. The transcript has a single exon. The record is from RefSeq and is a predicted model, not a curated record. Lineage: Eukaryota; Fungi; Basidiomycota; Agaricomycetes; Polyporales; Fomitopsidaceae. The coding region runs from base 340 to 1134 and encodes 264 amino acids.
GGUUGGGCUUGGUAGCCAAGAGAUUCCCCUCGACAUCAAUGCCUUGGCACCAGUUGCUCCCGACGGCGCUCCUCGGUCCUUCGUGGCGACGACCUCGGACAGGAAAGCCUUUUUGGUACCGUCUGAAGAUGAACAGACCACGGUGCGCGUUGGUGCCUUUGGCGGAGUUGCAUUGGUCGCUCCAUUCUACGACUUAGCUGCACCGGAUAGUGCGGCGGAAUGCUGGAAGGUCUCGGUAUUGCAGCCGAGCACGGACGCUACCCUCACGAAGUUCGAUGAGGAAGUCAAUGCAGUCCCGCAGCGUUUGCUACCCACCCGCCCCCUUCGCCGCCAGCGGUCAUGCGAGUAGCCCAGCGUCCGCCUCCCCUCGCGCUGCCCUCGUUGGCCGAGGUAUCGGAGGCACUCACCUCCAUGCAGCCAUCUGCUGUAUCUUCCGCGGUUUUACCACCUAUCGCAGCCACGUCCCCAACCUCGGCCACGAGCAUGCGGCCCCCUACCCCGUAUCCAGUCACUCACGCGAGCGAAGAAGCAUACGGCCUUGCGGUGAUGCGCGUGCAUAGUAUCUAUCCGCUGCGCUCGUACGUCCGCGUGUUGCUGACAAUGUUCGCAUGGAUAUGGCGCGUCGUCUUCCAACGAUUUGCCUUCCUCUGGCUAGGCGCCGGGGGCAUGCAGGUCUCCGAAAGCGGGAUGGAGAGCGACGAGGGCAGUAGCCCUCUCCAUAGCCCGGAACCCGAGGCGCAAGAAGACGAGCAGGCGAACGACGACGGAGAGAGCGCAGGCGAGGAUCAGGCGGCAGGCGAUGCCACCUCCGCAGGCACACUGACACCUACCGCCAUCGACGCAUCCGUUGCUAGUCCCAUCUUGCAGCCGGAACCCAAGGUGCCUCUCGCCAGUCCGAGGACGGUCAGGUCUCUGCCGGCCGUGCAGUACGAUGUCCCGCACCAUGACGGCAAAAUCACCCUGCUCGUCCAGGCUCCCGAAGAUGUCGCCUCAGUCUCCGAGCGCGUGAGGUUCGUUGUGAACGGCAAGCAUGUGUCCGAGCCCCGAAUCGUGGCGAGGCAUAACGGCCACCACCUCGUUCACCUCGAUGCGCCGAUUGGCUGCGCGAGCAAAUUGACGGUGGUGAUGGUCUAGAUUUCUGCGGACCGCAGUCGCACAUCCUAUUUAUUCCGUUUCUUUCCACGAUCUACUCGCUGCAGGAGUCGGGCUACUCUGACCAGCCCUCACAUUUCUCGUUUGCCAUGUUUGUACGAAAAGCCGUCUGCUGUAUCACUCGAGAGUGUAUCAGUGGUUUGAUACUGUAUCACGACCUGUGUUCUUUCAUAGCUUUGUAGAACCACGAUUGCAAUGUAUCUCAUGAGCCACCUUCUGCUUUGAUGAGGCGAUGUCCCCUUGUCAUAAGUAUCAGGAGUCUUCCAGACGUUUGAAACG